CCUGACUCCGGUGGUGAGAUUUAGCUAGGCCGGCCCCUCUUCACCACGCGGGCUGGCGGCUUCGAGUGUCCGAAUGUCGCCUGCGGCCACAACAGGUUGGGAGGCUUGUCUCGCUUGAACCGGCGCCAUGACCCGCCUUGUAAGACUUGCACAAAAUGAGCAGAAUUGCUGGUGUGCUUGUACCUGUGAGCAGCUGACCCAUUUAGGACCAUGUGCUCGGUGUGUCCCACUUUUCCACUUUUCUCUGCAACCUCGACCUCAUCUUGCGAGUGAUAGCUUGUGUGAUAUAAUAUACUGGAGUACAGAGUGUGACACUAUGCAUAUUCAUGUAGGGGUUUUGUAAUACAUACAGUAGAUCCAAAAAGUCUACACACCCCUGUUCAAAUGCCAGGUUUUUGUGAUGUAGAAAAAUUAAACCAAUUUCAAAACUUGUUCCACCAUUUGUGUGAGCUGUACUGUACAAUUCAUCUGGAAAAAACAUACUUUAAAGAGGGUAAGUAAAAAUAAACAAUGAAAAUAAUGUGGUUGCAUGUGUUCUUUUCGUGAUGAGUUUUGUUUACACCAAACAUCCAUCCAUCCAGCCAUCCAUUUUCUGAGCCGCUUCUCCUCACGAGGGUCGCGGGCGUGCUGGAGCCAAUCCCAGCUAUUAUCGGGCAGGAGGCGGGGUACACCCUGAACUGGUUGUCAGCCAAUCGCAGGGCACAUAUAAACAAACAACCAUUCGCACUCACAUUCACACCUACGGGAAAUUUAGAGUCUUCAAUUGACCUACUAUGCAUGUUUUUGGGAUGUGGGAGGAAACCGGAGUGCCCGGAGAAAACCCACGCAGGCACGGGGAGAAUAUGCAAACUCCACACAGGCGGGUCGGGGAUUGAACCCCCGGACCUCAGAACUGUGAGGCAGGCUUGAUUUCAUGGGACCAUAACACAUUUUCCCACAAGUGUUUUGGAGACUGUUCAAGUAAGGUUGAACAUUUUGGCCAUAUUUCCAAAAGGCAUAUUUGGCGCAAAGGCAACGCUGCUCAUCACCAAAAGAAAACUAUGGUGGCAGCAUCAUGCUUUGGGGAUGUUUUUCUUCAGCUGGUACUGGGACCAUUGGCAAGGUGGAGGGGAAAAAGCUUCAAGUUUCUGCUAGAAAGCAAAAAAGAAUAAUCAGAAAUUUAUUUGGGGUUCAUCAGAGGCACUUUAAACGGUGGCAGGUGUGUGCUGACUCUCAUUUAACAUGAGUUUAAUAGUGAUUGGUUAAUUUUGAAUAUCCAGUUGUCAGAGGGUGUGUAUGCUUGUGCAACCACAUUAUUUCAGUUGUUCAGUUCUACUUUGCCUCUCAAAAAUGACUUUUUUUCCAGUUGAGUUUUACAGGUUUCUUUGCACGUUAAUGGUGAAUUUUUAUUUUUAUUUUCAUUUAUUUUUUUUUAUAUCACAAAACAUUUGAACCGGGGUGUGUUGAAUUUUUUAUUUUUAUUUUUUUUUUCUCCCCCCCCGAUCCGCUAUCGUGUCUGAAAGUGGUUGCUUAAUGGAGCACUUAAAGGGCAGAUUGUCUUCCAUUUUAGCCACAGUGUCCAACGAAAAAUCUCUUACUCUCUAUCAUUUCGUAGCUCACUGCCUGGUGCACACGCUGGCCGUUUCAUGCUGUCAUAUUCCCAUUUCCCACCCUCUGUUUUUACCCUCCUCCUCUCCGCUCCCACACAUGCAUGCAGAUGCGCACACACUUUUCUCUCCAUCCCCCUCUCUUUUUUUCCCUCUCCAUCCUCGUAUUCACCAGCGACGACACCCAGCAGCCUCUCUCUCUGUGAGCCAGUGGAUCCGUCGUACUUGACUAAUUAGCAUUGAAGUGCUGUUGAAGAUCAUCAUGCUCAUCUCAACGACCUAGCAGCAGGCGUACAUAGGUUGGUGAUCAAGUGGCAGAAGUGAGGAGAGGUUCUGCUUUGGGGAAAAAACAGAAACGGAACCGCAGAAUGAACUGCUGGAGAAAAUCCUGCUAGAAGGGGAGACUCCGAGGAAGCCCUUGUUACAGCAAGAACCAACCAGAGGUUUAAGAUGAUUUCCACACGGCUGGCGGCCCAGAGGCAGGAGAUGAAACUUCUCGGUGACAGCAGCUAUCAGAAGACCAGCACCUACAUUGUACCCUGCUUCCUCUUUGUCGAGCUGGUCAUCAUGGCAGGGACCGUGUUGUUGGCGUACUACUUUGAGUACACGGACACCUUCCCCGUGCACAUCCAGGGCUUCUUCUGCUUCGACAAAGCGUACUCCAAGCCGUACCCGGGACCUGAGGACUACAGCAAGGCGCCGCCCGUCCUCGUCUACUCCCUCGUUACCGCCAUCCCCACUGUGACGAUUCUGAUUGGAGAGGUGACAAGUUUCUUUGUCAAGUCAGAGGGAGCUCAGGAGAAGACCAUCGUGACCGCAGACUGCUGCUAUUUCAACCCGCUCCUCCGCAGGAUCGUACGCUUUCUGGGCGUCUACUCCUUCGGCCUCUUCACGACCACCAUCUUCGCCAACGCGGGUCAAGUGGUGACGGGCAACCAGACGCCUCAUUUCCUGAGCGCCUGCAAGCCCAACUACACGGCGCUGGGCUGCCAGUCUUCGCUGCAGUACAUCACGGAGCAACGCGCCUGCACGGGAAACCCUUUCUUGGUGGCGUCCGCGCGCAAGUCAUUCCCCUCCAAAGAUGCGGCGCUCAGCUUUUACUCGGCCAUCUAUACUGUGAUGUAUGUGACCCUGGUUUUCCGCACUAAGGGCACCCGUCUGACCAAGCCGACUCUGUGCCUGGUGCUGCUGUCUCUGGCCGUGCUGGUGGGCGUGGUGAGGGUGACGGAGCACAGGAACCACUGGAGCGACGUCCUGGCCGGGUUCAUCACCGGUGGAGCCAUCGCCGCCUUCUUGGUGUCUUGCGUGAUCAACAAUUUCCGGCCGGCCCAAACAGCGACCCCGAACACUCUGCGUCCGGCGCCGCAACCUUUGGAGACGCCGGCCGGGAUUCCUCUGCUGAGUCUGCCUCGUGUUGAGAGUCCACUCGAAAAGCUCCAGGGCUACCAUAUUCUGAGAUCACAUGACCCUCGGCCCAUCCCGCACCCCACCCCCGUGCACCACCCCUUGCGGAGGUGCCUCACCAGCUCAGUCUAGACCGGCCUGACGACGGCGCCACCCAGCCAUGCCCCGCCCACCGCGGCGGCCGGCUUCCUCUCCGCCGGGUGAAGUCCACGCAGGUGUGAAGGCCCGCGGUGGGAACGGCGGCGCAAGCUCGUUUGCCGGCCCGCCGAGGCGACCGACCGACCGGCCGGCCGGCUUCUGUCUUGUUCGUCCUUUUUCCCCCCUCUCCUCUCUCGGGAGCGAAAGAGCCGAGGAAAGGCUCGUUAAAGCCAGCUGCGUCGAAGCAAUACACCACCUCCUGUCCGCUCGCCCCCGCCGACACUCCGCAAUGAGAUUAACACUUGUUGGCUGCCGCCGAUCAAACACUCUGAUCAUCCAAACUUGGCGGAGCAGACUCUUUGCGGACCGGGGGAGAAGCCUCGUAAGACCACUGGAGAUGUUUUUAUGUUGUCGUUUGUUUUUGACGCUCAGGACAAUUCAGAGAUGUUUAUAUGUCAACAAAUACACAUCGCAAAGAUGCUUUCUAUCCUCUAAAGCGGUGUUUCACAACAUUUCUCGAGCCAUGGGGUUGAGGGGGGUUGUUGUUGUUUUAUCAGCGAGAAGUAUAUUAUGCAGGUCUGUUUUACCUUCUGCCCUCUCGUGGAAGAGCGUUUCAUCAUUCUGCCUGUCACUAUACACCGCCGGAAUAGAAAGGCAGAUGAACAAAGGGAAAUCAUUUGUAGCUCAUAAAUCAUUUUUGGACCACGUAAAUAAAGUUGAAUAAUUUCCCGCAGCACACCUGAUGAUCUCUCUUGGCACAGCGGCACAUACGUCCCGGUAUGCACGGAGCAUUUCUAGCGGUCGAUUAAUUUUUCAAAUAUAUAAUGAAUAAAUGUACUUCUGUUUUGGUCCCUUAAAGCUGACAACAAUAAAGGUGUGAAUUACAGGCAGAACAUGUGACUGUUUUAACAAUACUUUGUCCUUUAGUAUUUGUUUUACUUUACAACAGAGAGAAAAAGCUGCAAAAAUAGACAAAUACAUUGGCAGAGUUUUCUUUGUUUUAGGCGACCUGGGCAAAAUCUAUUUUUAAAAAUUCCUACGUGACUAAAUCACAGCUUUUGCAAUGUACACGAUAAAUGGGAAGAAUCUUCAGCGCGACUGACUUCGUGAUUGCUCCAUUCUCAAAUCAAUGUGGAAAUGAUUCUGCUCCUGUUUUCUUCUUUCUGUUCUGCGGGAAUUGAACUCACUCGUCACUGUUUCUUGAGAAAUAGUUACUAUAGGGGUCGUACACGUCGGCAAUUAGAGCAACCCAAUUGCUAUGUUUGCAGCUCUGUUGUUAGUGGAAGCAAGUGCACGUCAGCUAGCAAUGAGGGAUAAAUAUUGGUAACAUUGCUUUCUUUUAAACGGGUCAUAUUUGGGUCAAAAUGUGAAAGAUUUCUCCCCCUGGAAAGUGGAGGUGGGGGGGGGGGCUACCUUUCGAAAUAAGGUACAAAGUGUGUGGCGGUUUAUUAAAACAAGAUCAGAUUUGUGGACCAAGUAUGGAAGACAGACUCCAGAUUGCAGGAUUAAGUAUGAACGACGUUUCAGUUUUUGCGUGGCACAAGACGUUUAUGGCGUCAAAGACAGUGUGCGAUAAAGGGCGGGAUGACAAAGCAACAAAUACUUCAAUAUCUACGAUUUACUUGAACUCAGUUUCACAUUCAUUGGCUUUUGUAAUACCUUUUGUUCAACUGUAAAGAGACUUUAUGGACACUGUGCACAAGUGUGAUUAUCUUGUCAACUCUCCUAACUUCACAGCUGUUUUCUCAUCAAUGAAAUGUCAUGCCGCUGGCCAGAAAAAAAAAAAAAAGAAAGAAAGAAAAGUUGGACAACCCGGCCUUUCACACAGAGAUCCUACAAAAUUAACCGCAUCAGAGUCAUAAGAGUAACAGCCGUGACAUCUGUCAUUUAUCCGCUUUUGCCUUCGACAAACAACGUACUCGUUUUUGUUAUUGUGUUGUGCACUGAGUGAUGUGAUAGAAGGGACACUUACUGUAUACGCCACCAAAUGUUAGCUACUAACAUAUGUCACUAUGUUAUAUUUGGAUGCUGUCAGAAAACAAGAGAGAAAAAAAACAAAAAAAACACCAAUUCAACAAAGCAGAAGAGUCCAGUUGCCUCAAUUCAACCUUGACCUCUUGACCUCUAUGACUGAGCAUCUUCACCGACAUAAAGAAAGAAAGCACAGUGGUAGUUUUUAUUCAUGUUGUGACAGUAAGUUUCAAAAAGACUUUGACAAUUAUGCUGUUAGGCUAACAAAAUAUAUUUUCAUGUGUGUGUUUCUCUUUUUUUUUUUCUUCAGAUCUCUUUAUUGAUGUGCCGUUCAUUUUGUUGCGGCUUAAUUCCAGAAUAUUGGGCUCGGCUCGGACCGGCGCCUAACACGGAAGAAUUUUGUACAGUAAAUUAAAUGUUUUCUUACACCUCACACGAUACGCUUAUAUGAUUAUGUUUAAUAUGUGGGACAAAUGUUAAGAUUACAAAAGCCCCGGGAAUGUAAAAUGAAUCUCAGCACCCCUAAAAUGAUGUCCUUUAAACAGCCCCAAUAAGUGUAAAAGCAUACAGUACUUGCUUGAAAUGGAAUAUUUUAACAAGAAAAACUACAGCACCCCACCAUUGCCUCAAAAAUGGUUUGCGCCAAACUUUACGUCUUUCUCGGCAAUUUAUGAGAGUUCUUGAAGCAGCCCUAAACUAAACAUCCCCGUCCACCAACAGCAAGAAAAACAAUAUAUUAUAUAAUAUUAUACCUCGCAGAUUAUCUGCAUUAAACUGUUUCAGUUGGAAUUUUUCUAACAAAAAAAAAGAAAAAUGUGGGGGGGUGGUGACUCAGAAAUGUCCAAAUUAUGUUCUUUUCAUGUUUUGUAUUUAGCAAAAUAAACCGCAAUUACCACAGCACAAAUGUUGUCGCUUCAAAUGAUGUAAGACACACACGAUAUUAUCUUAACACACGAAGGAGAUUUUAAAAAUGCUAAUAACAAUGCUCAGUUAUUGGUUGAGACUGUCACAGGUUUGAUUUUUUUCCAAAUAUGUUUGUUAUCUUGUUUUAACCUUGGUUGCAGUAACCGAAAUAUUCAAAACUGCAUUUGUAUCGGCUCACGAUAGAUUGUCUGUAAUAAAGUGAAUAAUAUUAACAAUC
Messenger RNA from Phyllopteryx taeniolatus (common seadragon), 6240 nucleotides. Its product is annotated as phospholipid phosphatase-related protein type 5-like. The transcript is spliced from 10 exons. Gene Ontology annotation, molecular function: phosphatidate phosphatase activity. NCBI's taxonomy places the organism in Eukaryota, Metazoa, Chordata, Actinopteri, Syngnathiformes, Syngnathidae. The record is from RefSeq and is a predicted model, not a curated record. The coding region runs from base 2037 to 3122 and encodes 361 amino acids. Gene Ontology annotation, biological process: phospholipid dephosphorylation; phospholipid metabolic process; signal transduction.